Messenger RNA from Leopardus geoffroyi (Geoffroy's cat), 2503 nucleotides. It is a transcript of the gene HOXC4, whose product is annotated as homeobox C4. The record is from RefSeq and is a predicted model, not a curated record. Gene Ontology annotation, cellular component: nucleus. Bases 900 to 1694 code for a protein of 264 amino acids. Gene Ontology annotation, biological process: anterior/posterior pattern specification; regulation of transcription by RNA polymerase II; embryonic skeletal system morphogenesis. Lineage: Eukaryota; Metazoa; Chordata; Mammalia; Carnivora; Felidae. The transcript is spliced from 3 exons. Gene Ontology annotation, molecular function: RNA polymerase II cis-regulatory region sequence-specific DNA binding; DNA-binding transcription factor activity, RNA polymerase II-specific.
GUUAGGUCGGCUCACUGUGGGGAUGAAGAAAGAAGAGCGCUCAGGGCCGUGUCUGGGCACCAUCACAGGGCACUGGUUCUUGGCAGAUCCCACUUCUCCUCGCCCUAGGUCCUUAGGAACCAGCCCUGGAGCGGGGGCUCAACCCCCAGACUUCCAGAAAUGACGUCAGAAUCAUUUGCAUCCCGCUGCCUCUACCUGCCCGGUCCAGCUGGGACCCUGCCUCGCCGGCCCCAUGGCCAGAGGGUUGGGUGAGUGUGUACGGGGAAGGGGGCUGGACUCUGGUAUCCUUGGAUGGGGGGCACCCCAGGCUCUCCAGCCUCCUGGGCUUAGCCUGGGCCCCUCCCCAUCCAACCUCCACUCCAGUCCUCCUCAUUCAACUUCCUCUUCCUGCAAAAGAGGGGCGCUGCCCGGUGACCUACACAGACUGAGACAGGAUCGCCAUGAAUGGAGACCUCUGGAAAAGCUCAAGAGCCGAGGCCCAGGGGGCCCACCGGAGGCCCAAGGGGAGACCAUGGGAGGGGGCUGAAUCACAGCCUCCCGACAGCCCCCCAGUGCCCAGGCUUUGGAAGGGAGCUGGGGGGCUUCCCAUCUCCUUUUGCAGGGGAGGGCUGUCAGUCGGCGGCGUGCGCACUGGGGGCACCUCAGCCCCCGCCAGCUAACCCCACAUCACCACCACCACCACCCCCAGCACCACCACCACCACCACCACACACAAAAAAAAUUGGAUACAUUUUGAAUAAAGCGAUUCGGUUCCUUAUCCGGGGACUGGGUUGCUCCGUGUGAUUGGCCGGCGGAGUCACAUGGUGAAAGUAACUUUACAGGGUCGCUAGCUAGUAGGAGGGCUUUAUGGAGCAGAAAAACGACAAAGCGAGAAAAAUUAUUUUCCACUCCAGAAAUUAAUGAUCAUGAGCUCGUAUUUGAUGGACUCUAACUACAUCGAUCCGAAAUUUCCUCCAUGCGAAGAAUAUUCGCAAAAUAGCUACAUCCCUGAACACAGUCCGGAAUAUUACGGCCGGACCAGGGAAUCGGGAUUCCAGCAUCACCACCAGGAGCUGUACCCACCACCGCCUCCGCGCCCUAGCUACCCCGAGCGCCAGUAUAGCUGCACCAGUCUCCAGGGGCCGGGCAAUUCGCGAGGCCACGGGCCGGCCCAGGCGGGCCACCACCACCCCGAGAAAUCACAGCCGCUCUGCGAGCCGGCGCCUCUCUCAGGCGCCUCCGCCUCCCCGUCCCCAGCCCCGCCAGCCUGCAGCCAGCCAGCCCCUGACCAUCCCUCCAGCGCCGCCAGCAAGCAACCCAUAGUCUACCCAUGGAUGAAAAAAAUCCACGUUAGCACGGUGAACCCCAAUUAUAACGGAGGGGAACCCAAGCGCUCGAGGACAGCCUACACCCGGCAGCAAGUCCUGGAAUUAGAGAAAGAGUUUCAUUACAAUCGCUACCUGACCCGAAGGAGAAGGAUCGAGAUCGCCCACUCGCUGUGCCUCUCUGAGAGGCAGAUCAAAAUCUGGUUCCAAAACCGUCGCAUGAAAUGGAAGAAGGACCACCGACUCCCCAACACCAAAGUCAGGUCAGCGCCCCCGGCCGGCGCUGCGCCCAGCACCCUCUCGGCAGCCACCCCGGGCACUUCUGAAGACCACUCCCAGAGCGCCACGCCGCCGGAGCAGCAACGGGCAGAGGACAUUACCAGGUUAUAAAACAUAACUCACACCCUGCCCCCACCCCAUGCCCCCAUCCUCCCCUCACACACAAAUUGACUCUUAUUUAUAGAAUUUAAUAUAUAUAUAUUUUUUGGUUCUUUUCUCUCUUCCUCCCACCUUAUCCCUUGUCAAUUCCAAACUGACAAAACAGAUAAGCCCUCUGCCCUUCUCUCCCUUCCACUGUUAAGGACCCUUUUAAGCAUGUGAUGUUGUCUUAGCAUGGUACCUGCUGGGGUUUUUUUUUUUUUUUUAAGGCCAUUUUGGGGGGUUAUUUAUUUUUUAAGGAAGAAAGCUGCAAAAAUUAUAUAUUGCAAGGUGCGAUGGUCUGGUUUGGGUGAAUUUCAGGGGAAAUGAGGAACAGAAAAAAAGGAAAGAGAUUUUUAAGCCAAUUCUCCUCCUUCUCCUCCUCCUCCUUCCCCCCUCUUUCCUUAGGCCUUUUGCAUUGAAAAUGCACCAGGGGAGGUUAGUGAGGGGGAAGUCAUUUUAAGGAGAACAAAGCUAUGAAGUUCUUUUGUAUUAUUGUUGGGGGGGGGGCUGGGAGGAGAGGGGGGAAGACAGCAGACAAAGCUAAAUGCAUCUGAAGAGCCUCUCAGAGCUGUUCAGUUUGAGGAGCCAAAAGAAAAUAAAAAUGAACUUUCAGUUCAGAGAGGCAGUCUAUAGGUAGAACCCCCCCCCCCCACCAUCGUGGUUAUUGUGUUUUUGGACUGAAUUUACUUGAUUAUUGUAAAACUUGCAAUAAAGAAUUUUAGUGUCGAUGUGAAAUGCCCCGUGAUCAAUAAUAAACCAGUGGAUGUGAAUUAGUUUUA